Molecule: messenger RNA, 3489 nt
Organism: Manis pentadactyla (Chinese pangolin)
Lineage: Eukaryota; Metazoa; Chordata; Mammalia; Pholidota; Manidae
Gene: ZNF3
Product: zinc finger protein 3
Exons: 7
Coding region: 962-2428 (488 amino acids)
Biological process (GO): negative regulation of transcription by RNA polymerase II
Molecular function (GO): DNA-binding transcription repressor activity, RNA polymerase II-specific
Source: RefSeq, a predicted model, not a curated record
GCGCGCUUCUUCUUCCCCGCCGCCGGUCCCCGACUCCACUUCCCCAGGGACCGCCCCCGUCCCCUAACUCCGACCCUGGAUCGGGACCCUGCGAGGAGGGGAGGAAACGGACUCCCGUUCUGAUUUUGUGACUUAAACAGAGCCCAGUGCGAGCACUUAAAAGUUCCAGGGAUGGCUGUAGAGGGAUCUUGUAAAACAACAGAUGACAGCGACUCUAACUUGGUAGUUCUCGGAGACGUUUCUCUUUACAAUUACUCGCGCUCGUGGCAGGAGAGGCCUGUACUUAGCUGGGUCUGAGGAUCUGAGAGUGAGGAGUUCUACGAAGUGUGCGUAGUUAGUACUAGUCUUGGAGGGGUGAAAAUUUAGAGUCCGGGAAUAAUUCCGGUGGCGCCCAGUAAAUGGAGUCUUUACGGAGAGCGGUACAACUGUGUAUGGCUCCCGAUUACAAUUGUAUUACAUCUCAGAUUCGAUCUGCUUUUGAAGUGGGGUGGAACACAGGUGUUCACGCUCUGAAGGGCAUGCGUAAACUGCACGAAAAUGUAAGCAGGAUGAUGAACCAGAAACCCAUGGAACAAUUAGAAGAACCAAAGAUAUUUAUCCCCAAGAAGAGAAGUUUGUGGAGACUGGGCGUCAUUUGGUUUCAAAUGUUUGAUGAACAGUUGUGUGGAAGGAGAAGAUUCCAUCACUGAAGCCUCAUAGGGCACUAGGCCUCUGAGAUGAAGGUCCACAGGGAUAGAUUUUCAGUUUAGCAUCUGAAGAUCUCAGAGGGCUAAGCUGUGCAGCCAUGGAACAGACUCGCUACUGAAGUAGUUGAGAGCAUCUAGCAAGCAUUGGCAUCAGUUAAAGUCAGAAUUCCAAGAAACUUGAACAGGCUGCCAGAUUCCUAAUAACUGCUACUCAGGUCUUAUAGGAACUAACUCCAAAGAAGGGAAGAAGGAAUCCAGCAGGUGGGUGCUAUUUCAUGGCCCCUUUUCCUCUAAAGAUAACACCUAAAUUUAAUGUAGCAGCUACACACCUAAGAAGUGCUUCCUCGUUUUCAUUCAAAAACUUGCUGAGUCUGCAACUGGGAGGCCAGAGGCCAGAGCUUCAAGCCCCACCCAUGGAAACUCAGGCCAGUCCUGUAUCUCAGGAACCUCAGGCCCUACUUAAGAGUGCUCUUCCUUCCUCAGAAGUUCCUGCAUUUUCCAACAAGGACAGCCUGGGGGAUGAGAUGCUGGCAGCUGCACUCCUAAAGGCCAAGUCCCAGGAGUUGGUGACCUUUGAGGACGUGGCUGUGUACUUCAUCCGGAAGGAGUGGAAGCGUUUGGAGCCUGCUCAGCGAGACCUCUACAGGGAUGUGAUGCUGGAGAACUAUGGGAAUGUGUUCUCGCUGGACGGUGAGACCAGAACUGAGCAUGAUCCAGAAAUUUCUGAAGAUACAGGAUCACACAGGGUGCUAUUGGGAAGAUUCCAAAAGGAUAUUUCUCAGGGUCUUAAGUACGAAGAAUCCUAUGAACAAGAAGUCAGUCUAAAGAAGCAGUUGGGAAACUCCUCCGGGGAAAGACUGAGUAGGAAGGUACAAGAUUUUGGUCAAGUGACAGUUGAGGAGAAGCUUGCCCCCUUGGGAGAAAGAAGUGAGAAAUACAGCUUCACUGUGAGUUCCAACCUUCUUUCACAUCAGAGAUUUCCAGUGGGAGACAGACCCCAUAAGUGUGAUGAAUGUAGCAAGAGCUUUAAUCGAACUUCAGACCUUAUCCAGCAUCAGAGAAUCCACACUGGGGAGAAGCCCUAUGAAUGUAGUGAGUGCGGGAAGGCCUUCAGCCAGAGCUCACACCUUAUUCAGCAUCAGCGGAUCCACACUGGAGAGAAGCCCUACGAAUGUAGUGACUGCAGGAAGACCUUCAGUUGUAGCUCCGCCCUCAUUCUGCACCGGAGGAUCCACACGGGGGAGAAGCCCUAUGAAUGUAGUGAGUGUGGGAAGACCUUCAGCUGGAGCUCCACCCUUACUCAUCAUCAGAGAAUCCACACUGGGGAGAAGCCGUAUGCUUGUAAUGAGUGUGGCAAGGCCUUCAGCAGGAGCUCCACCCUUAUUCACCACCAGAGAAUUCACACUGGGGAGAAGCCCUAUGAAUGUAAUGAGUGUGGGAAGGCCUUCAGCCAGAGCUCACACCUCUAUCAGCACCAGAGAAUCCACACUGGAGAGAAGCCCUAUGAAUGUAUGGAAUGUGGUGGAAAGUUUACCUAUAGUUCAGGCCUUAUUCAGCAUCAAAGAAUCCACACCGGGGAGAAUCCCUAUGAAUGUAGUGAGUGUGGGAAAGCCUUUAGGUACAGCUCAGCUCUCGUGCGCCAUCAGAGAAUUCACACUGGAGAGAAGCCUUUGAAUGUAAUGGGAGUGAGCAAAAGUUCUCUCAGAGUUACUGCUGGAGUAAAUGUCAGAGAGUCUACGUGAGAGCCACACACCUGUUUUCCUCACUUUCUCCGAGUCUAACGAGCUCCUGCCUUACUGUAUAAGUAUGAACAACUUAGGAUGGGUCCCUUAAACUCAAACCGUUCACUCUAGAGAAUAGGGCCAGUGGGCAAGUCAUCCUGGCACAGUGGUUAGCGACCUAGUCCCCCCAGGAAUACCAGCCAUGAAUGGUUAGGAGAUGAGUAGUCGAUUAUGUGCUGGGAGGAGAGGGAGGCUCUGGGACCUUCACCUUCCAUUUUGGAAGGGAGUUUGCACUAGACCAUUUUUUCACACCAGAGGAGCCUUUCUUGCCAUGGUGGGGAUGAAGCACAGUAGGGUAAAAUUCCAAGGGUUCUUCUAGUUGGGAGUCAGAAUAGUCAGCACAAUAUGUUCUGGGUCCUGUUAAUUUGCUAGGAAGGAGAAAUGGAGGCUGUAUUUCAAAGCCACUGUUCCUAGCCAGCUUCAAGUUUAGAUAAAGAAUGCUCUUUUGUUUCAUGACUUAAUUACAGAAAUGCAGGGCUGAGGGAUUUAUUUUACUGGGAGGGGCCCCCGAGGUUCUCUGUGAUCCUGUCAUUUGGGGCUUGGAACAGUGAGAGCCAUUGGAGAUCCCCUCGCCCUUCCCUGUUGUGAGGGGAAAUUGGGAACGCCAUCCAAUCAGCGGGUCUGACAGGAGGGAGAGGGCCAAGGCCAUUUAGUUUUGGCCUGUUUCCUUUGUCCCAUCUUCUUGCCAAUCCUGUAAUGGAGAGUGAUUUAAUCCAAAACCCUAGUUGCUUAAGAUGCUUUUAAGGAGCUCAGCCAGCCAGCUGCCCUGCUCUGUCCCCUUGACCUAUGACAUCUGGCCCCAGCAGCUGGACCUCUCCUGAUCCCACCUCUGACUUGAGCAGCUGAGUGUGGAUGCAGACAGCCCAGCCCUGAGGCAGGCUCUGGCCUGAGCCUGGCCACAGGGCUCCCUGGCAGGUCAGGAGGGGUUCCCCAGGCUUCCCAGCUGAAGGGGCCUCAUCUUUUCCCAGGCCCGCUCAUCCUGUAGCGCAAAGUACACUAUUAAACAGAAUAGUUUUUCAGAA